AUGGCUGAUUGCGAGACAUCGGACCUAACGGACCAAACCGCUUCUUUGUCUUCUCGACCUCCGAAAAGGAGAAAGCUGCCAGUCAACUACAAGUGGUUGAGGCGAGCGUGUCCAGAGUCUUCAGAUGUUGCAAAAUCGGCCAAAGCACUGAAGAUGGUGUUUGAGACAAAUCUGGACUGUUGUUUGGAAGCACUAGCUUCAACUCGCGCAAAUCAUGAAGCACCCGCUCCGCAACGAUUGGAAAAGCUUCAUGUCUCUUGGGCCAAUCUUCUCAACAAGACCUAUCAGAAGUGUGCAGAGUCUGUGAUGAAGGAGUUGGGCCAAGUGAAGUUGGAGCCAGUUUAUCCUGAGUUGAAUGUGCAGGAGGGAUUCCUAUCCGCUCGUAAAACAUAUGAAAGCGUGACCACCUACACCUAUCAUGGUACAAAGCAGCAGAAUAUCGACUCCAUCUCGCACACGGGCCUUUUGAUGCCUGGAAUUGGAGGACAUACUGUGAAGAACGGAUCUGCUCACGGAGUUGGUAUCUACACUGCGCGCUUGGGCUCUGCUGGGCUUUCAAGAGGAUUUUGUGAUUCGGACCAGAUGUUUCUUUGCGGAGUUUGUGAUCCGAGCGUUCCAGUGCCAACCAGCGAAACUGAUCACAAGCCAACGUGGAAGCCCUCAAGCACAAUAGUCCAGACUCAGUUUCCAAAGAGACAACCUGUACCACCACGCGCUGCAAACAAAAAGUUUGAGCUUCACCGGAAGUCCGACGAGGUGAUCCAUGUGGGCGACGCUGUGGUGACCUUCAAACAGAAUUUGGUCGUUCCAUUGUUUCGUGGAGCGUUGGAUUAG
Messenger RNA from Durusdinium trenchii, 834 nucleotides. The record is from the annotation of a GenBank genome assembly. NCBI's taxonomy places the organism in Eukaryota, Dinophyceae, Suessiales, Symbiodiniaceae.